Zea mays is the source of this 772-nucleotide messenger RNA. RefSeq lists its product as uncharacterized. The record is from RefSeq and is a predicted model, not a curated record. Gene Ontology annotation, biological process: translation. NCBI's taxonomy places the organism in Eukaryota, Viridiplantae, Streptophyta, Magnoliopsida, Poales, Poaceae. Gene Ontology annotation, molecular function: structural constituent of ribosome; 5S rRNA binding. Bases 54 to 587 code for a protein of 177 amino acids. The transcript has 2 exons. Gene Ontology annotation, cellular component: ribosome.
UCUUCCGUCCCGUCCCGUUCGCGGUUCGCCCACUCCCCAUCCCCAACGCUAUCAUGGCCUCGCUCCACCCCACGACGGCAAUGCUGCUGGCCCAGCGCCAUUCUCCUGCACCAUCUCUCAGGUCUCAGCACAUCGUCGCUCUCAUGGUCUGCCUCCGUAGCCAUCUUCAGCAUCGAGUCGGCCCCUGGCCUCGCUCUCUACUCACCGGUCCCGCCUCCGGCAACCGCCAGAGCACGGUGGUGUGUGCGGCGUGGACGCGGCGGUCGCGCGGGGAGACGGAGCAGCGGCCCAACCGCAAGUCGUGGAAACAGACAUGUACAUGCGCCCCUUCCUGCUCAAUUUUUUUUCCCUCCAAGCGCUUCGUGCACGCAAAGGUCAUGCACAGGGGCACCAGCAAGGUCAUCGCCGUGGCCACCACCAACGACGCCAAGGACUUCCGGCUCACCCUCCCAUCCCUUGUCGACGACAACGCCUGCAGGACCACCGGGAGGCUCAUCGCCGAGAGGUCCAUGGACGCCGACGUCUUUGCUUUGGCCUAUGAGCCCAAGAAGAACGAGAGUCGAGAGCAAGCUUGGCAUCGUGAUUGAGACCAUUAAGGAGCACGGCAUCGUCUUUGUAUAGGCGAGUUUCAGGGUAGGAGUGUGGCUGUUGUGUUUUAGUUUCGAAUCCUGUAGCCUGGAAAUUGUUACUUUAUUUAGAUCAAAACAAAUGGAAAUUGUUGCUGACAAUUGCUGCUGUCAGUUCAGAAGUUCGAUGAAAUUGCAAAAGUUUG